GGAUGAGCUGUGGCCCGCCGGCGCGCAUGGCUCCCCGGGCGGUCUGGCUCCUGGUCGCGCUGUCCGGUGUCCUGAACGCGCGCUCCUGCCAGGCGUACCCCUGUCAUCCCAUCUGCCGCUGCACCCCCGACACGUUUCAGUGCAACAGAGACACUCAGCUGGCAGCAGGAACAGCUGAGCACCGCCUGAGGCUCACCCAUCUGCCCUUGAAACAAGUUCCCACUCAUGCUUUCAAGGAGCUGAUGAACAUUACCAUAAUAGAGAUCUCCCAGAGUGACCGCAUCACGGCCAUACAGAGACACGCCUUCCUCUCCCUCCACAGUCUGCAGCAAAUCUUAGUGCUGAAUAUCAACAGUCUGAGGGGGAUUGAAAGAGGGGCUUUCACUGACCUACCCCGGCUGGAGUUUUUGACCAUCUCUAACACCGGCAUGAUGCAUUUCCCCGAUUUCACAUCCGUCUCCUCCUUGACCCCCAGCAUUCUCCUCGAAAUGUUAGACAACAUGAGGAUAGACGUGAUUCCUGCAAACUCCUUCCGGGGCAUGACGAAGGGACAUGCUAACAUGAACCUGGUUAGAAACGGCUUCAAGGAAAUACAAUCUCAUGCGUUCAAUGGCACCAAGCUCAACAACCUAAUUUUGAGAGACAACAGAUUCCUAAGUUACAUUGCAGAAGAUGCUUUUGAAGAAGCCACAGGUCCCAGUUAUCUGGAUGUGUCCUCCACGGCUCUGAGUGCCCUCCCCGCCAAAGGACUCACACGGGUACAGACCCUGAAAGCCACCGCUACUUUUGCCCUGAAAAGCCUCCCCCCGUUACAAAGCCUGGCGGAACUGCUGGAGGCCGAGCUCACGUACCCGAGCCACUGCUGUGCCUUCGACAAAUGGCGGCGGAAACAAAGAGAAAAUGCUUUGAAGAACUCUACAAAGUUAUGCAAUCUCAGCGAAACAGAAAUAGAGGCCACGGAUGACGGCAUGAAUCUCGUCAACGAUAUCAAAUUUGAGUACCCCGACCUGGAAUUUGACUGUGGUAGCAACCCCUUUGUAAUUUGCACGCCAACGCCAGAUGAUUUCAACCCCUGCGAGGACCUGCUGCGCUACGCCUUCCUGCGCUGCCUCACCUGGAUUAUCACCAUUUUCGCCGUGGCCGGUAACCUUGCCGUCCUGGUCAUCCUGCUCGUUAGUCACCACAAACUGACCAUCUCCCGGUUCCUCAUGUGUAACCUGGCCUUUGCUGACCUGUGCAUGGGUCUGUAUUUGAUGCUCAUCGCUUUCAUGGACUUCCACUCCCGUCACGAGUACUACAAUCACGCCACAGACUGGCAGACGGGACCUGGAUGUGGCACAGCCGGCUUUUUGACAGUGUUUGCCAGUGAGCUGUCAGUGUACACGCUGACUGUGAUAAGCAUUGAGCGCUGGCACACCAUCACCAAUGCCAUGCAUGUCAACAAGAGGCUGCGGAUGCACCAUGUGACAGCCAUGAUGGCUGCAGGCUGGGUCUUCUCUCUUCUGGUUGCCUUACUCCCCCUGGUGGGAGUUAGCAGUUACAGCAAAGUGAGCAUUUGUCUGCCAAUGGACAUCGACACCCUGAGCUCUCAGGUCUACGUGGUGACCUUUCUCAUCCUCAAUGUUGCCGCUUUCCUGGUGGUGUGCUUCUGCUAUAUAGGCAUCUAUGUCAGCGUGCGCAACCCGGAGCACUCGACCCGGAACGGAGACACCAAGAUCGCCAAGCGCAUGGCGGUGCUCAUUUUCACAGACUUUCUUUGCAUGGCGCCGAUCUCCUUCUUUGCCAUCUCCGCCGCCCUGCGCAUGCCGCUCAUCACCGUGUCUCACUCCAAGAUCCUGCUCAUCCUUUUUUAUCCCAUCAACUCCCUCUGCAACCCCUUCUUGUACACCAUCUUCACUCGAGCUUUCCGGAAGGACGUGUGCCGGCUGGCGAGUCGCUGCAGCUGCUGCCGUGCCAACGCCAAUUCUUGCAGAUCAAAGGCAUCACAGCAGGCCUGCGCCCGCAGAGUGACCAGCCAGAAACCACACUCGCUUAACUUCUAUGCCUAUCACAUUAAGAUGAAGGGCUGCUUUCUUAGUGAAGGAGCCACGUGAUCUGCUGUUUGCAAACGUUUGAAAAGCUAGAUCAAAAUGGAGAGUUAGCAGGUUCUUUGUGCUCAAGGUAUCAGAUCUGUUUGCAAUCUGGGAAUGUUAUCAUCUGAAACUCUUCAAAUUAGUGCAACAGGUGCAACUGCACUUACUUUCUUUGAGGAUCAGAGGAGACCGUCAGUGUGUUCACCCUUGUGUUGUCUUGCGGGUAAAAACUGACCCACUACUAAGUGUAUUUGUAGAAAAAAAUACCUUAACCUAUCCUUUCACAACUUGAACUUUUGUGACUUUAUUUUGAAAUGAGUCCAUCCGAAAGUGACACUUUGAUUUGUUUUGUUUUUGUGGGCGGUACGCCGCUAAAGCACUGAGUUUUUCUUACGCAGGGCUGGCAAACCCUGGUUUUCAAGAGCCCCAACCCUGAACUCCUGAUGCUGACAACCUAAAUCAGGUUCGUUUAGACAAUCAGGAUGUGGAAUCACUCGAUUCAGCUAAUCAGAAGCAAGGUGCUCAGGGACAACUGGAAAACAGACACGGGUGGGGCUCUUGAGAGCCAGGGUUGGCCAGCCCUGGUCUUAUGAGUCACUUUUAUCCCAUGAAUUGUAAAAGCAUUGAAAUAAGAAAAAGUUUGAAGGUCGUAGACAAACUUUCUACUUCACAGAUACACAUACAUAUACGCACAGAAAUGCAGGUGUACACAGCCAUCUUUGAGGCUCCGUACAAGACACUAUACUCCACUAUACUCUUACACAAAUAUUACUAUUACAGUCAUACACAAACACUUUGAUACUUAUACACAAAUGCUAUCAAUCUCAUAAGCUACAGACAUACCAGGCACAACACAGGUUCUUGAACAUGCAUUUAGUCGAUGUGGUUUCACACUGGACAACCAGGGAGGGGCUUCUUCUUUAGCUUAUUCUACAAGCGCAUGUCCGCCACUUACAGCUGGAAGAGGCUUGGUGCAAAAUGUCGAAGCGGUGAAAAUCCUGCUCCAGGCUUUUUCUUUCAGACUUGGUGUCAUUGAACUCCAGCCGGGCACAAAUCGCCAUUUUUAAUUUCUCCUCCAUCAUCAAUUUUCAAGUUUCCAAAUGUCUCUACCAAAUCAGCGAAAAUGAUUGGUCAAAGUUUGUCCUGGUUUAACCCGUUCAAUGGACGCCCGUUUUGUCCAUGGAGCCC
Molecule: messenger RNA, 3260 nt
Organism: Oryzias latipes (Japanese medaka)
Lineage: Eukaryota; Metazoa; Chordata; Actinopteri; Beloniformes; Adrianichthyidae
Gene: lhcgr
Product: luteinizing hormone/choriogonadotropin receptor
Biological process (GO): hormone-mediated signaling pathway; adenylate cyclase-activating G protein-coupled receptor signaling pathway; ovarian follicle development
Cellular component (GO): plasma membrane
Molecular function (GO): G protein-coupled peptide receptor activity; luteinizing hormone receptor activity; protein binding
Source: RefSeq, marked provisional